GCCACGUUCCAAGCACGCGAACUGGAAAUACAGACCAAGGUGUCGUCUGCGAUAAAGAGGAAAGGAAAAAAAUCCAGAAUUGUUUAAAUUGUAGAAGAAGAAAUUAGAAACCUAUUUUUGUAACAGAUAGUUUAGAAUAACUUUUGAGAUGAAAUUCGGCGUGCAUAUUAUCAUAUUUCUGUUGGUGGCCUGCUUUGAAGUGUCAGCGAGUCAGGAUUUAACAGAAGACAGCAAACCAAGUUUUAUCAUCUCUGCCUUGUGCACGAUACGCGGUAAACUCGUGAAAGAAUGCGUCAACGAACUACAAUCGCUGAUGAUGCAAACGCUAUAUUCACAUAAUAGCUUUCGGAAAAGAAUGAAAUCAGCUGUUAGCAGCGAGGAUUCGGUGAAAAUGGGAUUACCCAACAAAAGACGAAGGGAUGAAAUGGACGGUUUCUAUAGCAACUGGUGACUUAAUGGCGUCCCCGCCUGGCUGUAUUGUAUCCAGUCAUUAAAGGACUAGAUGAAACUUAAUAAAAAAAUGAAUAUUUUCAUUGGAGUGGUGCCUGUGUUCAUACUUUUGACGCAUAAUUAAACAUAAUUUUUGUACAUA
Messenger RNA from Gigantopelta aegis, 592 nucleotides. RefSeq lists its product as uncharacterized. The record is from RefSeq and is a predicted model, not a curated record. The transcript is spliced from 4 exons. Bases 149 to 451 code for a protein of 100 amino acids. NCBI's taxonomy places the organism in Eukaryota, Metazoa, Mollusca, Gastropoda, Neomphalida, Peltospiridae.